Molecule: messenger RNA, 3655 nt
Organism: Macaca mulatta (Rhesus monkey)
Lineage: Eukaryota; Metazoa; Chordata; Mammalia; Primates; Cercopithecidae
Gene: THSD1
Product: thrombospondin type 1 domain containing 1
Cellular component (GO): cell periphery
Source: RefSeq, a predicted model, not a curated record
CACUGAAGAUAGAAUGAAGUAAGUACCAUGGAAGGGGCAUAUGUACCAUGCUGGGGAGGACAGAAGAAGGAGCCCUUAGUCCUGGUGGAGGGCUUUGUAAGACUUUGUGGGAAAGGAAGAACCUGGUAAACUAGGCUCACAAAGACCAAGAGAUUGUCAGUAAGUGGAAGGUGUUGGGAAAAGGGAACAGCAGAGGUGUGCCCCUUCCUGCUCCUGGAUAUUUCCCUUGUCUGUCCAAACCUCCCUUCUUUACUUCUUCCCACUCACCUCCCCUCUCCCAUGCCCACCCCCACCAAUCUAAAUUAUGCUUUGCUCGAUCCUGCCUGCUCCAGAAAUGUUUCCAAUAGACAGCUCUAUUAUUUCUAAACUCUAUAAGAGCUAUUGUCUUUUCCAUAUGCUUAACUAUAUUUUGUCUUGUUCUCUUAAAUGUUGUCUUGAUACCAUAAGAAAAUAGAGAAACUAGGUUUACGUUCAAAGACUGUCAUGUAACAUUUCUUUUGAAUUCUCACUGACCUAGGUCAGUGACUGUACAUGGUAGAUUCCUAGUAAAGUAUUAACUGAAUUGGGUGAUUUUUGAAUUAUAGUACUGAGUCAUGCAUGAGUUGCCUAGCAAACCAACUCUGUCUUUUACCCUCUUCCCGAAAGGUUUCUCAACCAGACUUGUCAAGGCUUAGCCUGUCUGAGUGAGAUCUGCUCUGUCUUACUCAAAUAUGGCAUGGGCCAUGUGCAUGAUGUGGAAAGCACUCUAGAGUAGUUGUUAUAUACACAGGUGUUUUUGAGGAAAAAAAUCACAAUCUGUACGUGAGAAAGGACAUGAGGAGACUAAAGACCUGGGAUUUUGCCGAUCAGAAUGAAACCAAUGUUGAAAGACUUUUCAAAUCUAUUGUUGGUGGUGCUCUGUGACUAUGUUCUUGGAGAAGCUGAAUAUCUCCUCUUGAGAGAGCCAGGCCAUGUAGCACUAAGCAACGACACAGUGUAUGUGGAUUUCCAGUAUUUUGAUGGUGCUAAUGGGACACUGAGGAAUGUAUCUGUCCUGCUGUUGGAGGCCAACACCAAUCAGACUGUAACUGCCAAAUACCUCUUGACCAACCAGUCCCAGGGAACACUCAAGUUUGAGUGCUUCUAUUUCAAGGAGGCUGGUGACUACUGGUUCACAAUGAUUCCAGAAGCAACAGACAACAGCACUCCAUUCCCCUGGUGGGAGAAAAGUGCCUUUCUGAAGGUGGAAUGGCCGGUCUUUCACGUUGACUUGAAUAGGAGUGCCAAGGCAGCAGAAGGCACCUUCCAAGUGGGCCUAUUUACCAGUCAACCACUGUGCCCAUUUCCUGUGGACAAGCCCGACAUUGUAGUGGAUGUCAUCUUCACCAACAGUCUUCCUGAGGCAAGAAGAAAUUCAGGACAGCCACUGGAAAUAAGAACCAGCAAAAGGGCACAACUUGCUCAAGGUCAGUGGGUUGAGUUUGGCUGUGCACCCGUGGGGCCAGAAGCAUAUGUCACCGUGGUGCUGAAGCUGCUUGGGCGAGACUCAGUCAUUACCUCCACAGGACCCAUUGACCUGGCCCAGAAAUUUGGAUACAAACUGGUGAUGGUGCCAGAACUCACAUGUGAGUCCGGGGUAGAGGUGAUGGUGCUGCCUCCACCAUGCACCUUCGUCCAAGGAGUGGUCACUGUCUUCAAGGAGGCACCCAGAUCCCCUGGGAAGAGGAUCAUUCACUUGGCUGAAAACAGCCUGCCCUUGGGAGAGAGGAGGACAAUUUUUAACUGUACUUUGUUUGACAUGGGGAAGAAUAAGUACUGCUUUGACUUUGGCAUUUCAAGCAGAAGCCAUUUUUCUGCAAAGGAGAAGGAGUGCAUGCUGAUUCGGAGAAAUUUAGAAACUUGGGGAGUGUGGCAGCCGUGGAGCCAGUGUAGUGCCACAUGUGGGGAUGGUGUCAGAGAGCGUCGCCGAGUGUGUCUCACUUCCUUCCCCUCCAGACCCGGCUGCCCUGGAAUGUCCUUGGAGACCUCCCUGUGUUCCCUGGAGGAGUGUGCUGCUUUCCAGCCAUCCAGCCCAUCUCCUCUUCAGCCCCAGGGUCCAGUGAAGUCCAAAAACAUCGUGACUGUCACUGGUAUAUCCUUGUGCUUGUUCAUCAUCAUUGCCACCGUGCUCAUCACUCUGUGGAGGAGGUUCGGCCGCCCUCCCAAGUGCAGCACCCCUGCUCGACACAACUCCAUCCACUCCCCCGGCUUCCGGAAGAACUCGGACGAGGAGAAUAUCUGUGAGCUGAGCGAGCAGCGUGGGAGCUUCUCAGAUGGGGGAGACGGGCCCACAGGGAGUCCAGGGGACACGGGCAUCCCUCUGACCUACAGACGGAGCGGGCCAGUGCCUCCCGAGGACGAUGUCUCUGGCAGCGAGAGCUUCCAGUCCAACGCCCAGAAGAUAAUCCCACCUCUGUUCAGCUACCGCCUUGCCCAGCAGCAAUUAAAGGAGAUGAAAAAGAAAGGUCUGACGGAAACCACCAAAGUGUAUCACGUGUCUCAGAGUCCCCUGACAGACACCGCCAUUGAUGCGGCUGCCAGCCCUCCCUUAGAUUUGGAAAGCCCGGAAGAAGCUGCAGCAAACAAGUUCCGGAUCAAAUCCCCAUUUCCGGAGCAGCCUGCCGUCAGCGCCGGGGAAAGGCCUCCCUCCAGACUGGAUUUAAGUGUGACUCAGGCCAGUUGUGCCAUAAGCCCCAGCCAGACUCUCAUUCGCAAGUCACAGGCAAGGCACGUGGGCAGCAGAGGGGGCCCAUCCGAGAGGAGCCAUGCCAGGAACGCCCAUUUCAGGAGGACAGCGAGUUUCCAUGAAGCCAGGCAGGCCCGGCCGUUCCGAGAGAGGAGCAUGUCCACUCUGACUCCACGGCAGGCCCCCGCCUACAGCUCUAGGACGCGGACCGGGGAGCAGGCAGAGGACAGAUUUAGGCCUCAGAGUCGAGGCGCCCACCUGUUUCCUGAAAAACCGGAGCAUUUCCAGGGGGCAAGUGGAACCUGUGGUCCAUUAAACCCUCUCCCUAAAUCCUACACUUUGGGGCAGCCCUUGAGGAAACCAGACCUUGGGGAUCGCCAGGCAGGAUUAGUGGCAGGAAUUGAGAGAACAGAGCCCCACAGAGCUCGUAGGGGACCGUCCCCCAGUCACAAGAGUGUCUCAAGGAAGCAGUCUUCUCCCACAUCCCCCAAAGAUAGCUACCAGAGGGUCAGUCCUCUGAGCCCUUCUCAGUGUAGAAGAGACAAGUGUCAAAGCUUCCCCACUCACCCUGAGUUUGCCUUCUAUGACAAUACAUCAUUUGGCCUCACUGAGGCUGAGCAGAGGAUGCUGGACCUCCCAGGAUAUUUUGGGUCAAAUGAAGAGGACGAAACAACAAGUACACUUAGCAUGGAGAAGCUGGUGAUCUAGACUGAGAAUAAGCCUGAGCUUUACACAGCUGGGGUCUGCUACUCGUGUUUUGUAGACUUUUGUGUAACUAUUUGUACCAUGGGACAGAAUGUGAGGAGGAAGUAACACACACACAGGAGAAUGUGUGUGUAUGCAUGUGUUUGAAUUCACAAGAAAGAAAUUAUUUAUCUUGAGCUUUUUCCUUUGUUAUUCAAUUUCUAUGGAUUGAUUACUAAUAAUCAUAAUAAAAUAUAAACAAUUUUA